Molecule: messenger RNA, 977 nt
Organism: Raphanus sativus (radish)
Lineage: Eukaryota; Viridiplantae; Streptophyta; Magnoliopsida; Brassicales; Brassicaceae
Product: ethylene-responsive transcription factor 1A
Exons: 1
Coding region: 72-845 (257 amino acids)
Biological process (GO): regulation of DNA-templated transcription; ethylene-activated signaling pathway
Molecular function (GO): DNA-binding transcription factor activity; DNA binding
Source: RefSeq, a predicted model, not a curated record
CAAUAUUUCCUACAGAACUAAAAAAAAAAACAAAAUCAAGAAAAACAUUUUCAAAAAUAAUAAUAAUAAUAAUGGCGGCAGAAUCCGACUACAUUUUGCUUGAGUCGAUAAGACGACACUUACUAGGAGAAUCGGAUUCGUGGCUCAGUGAGUCGACGGCGAGUUCGGUGAUCCAAUCCGGUACAGCCGUUAAACCGGUGUACGCAAGAAACCCUAGCUUCAGCAAGUUGUACCCUUGUUUCACUGAGAGCUGGGGAGACUUGCCGCUGAAAGAAAACGACUCGGAGGACAUGUUAGUCUACGGCAUCCUCAACGACGCGUUUCACGGCGGAUGGGAACCGUCGUCUUCCUCCUCCGACGAAGAACGAAGCUCUUGUCCGGUGGUUAAAGUUGAGAAGGUGGAUUAUGUCCCGGCGAAGAAGAAGACGAGUCCGGUUAAGGCGGCUACGGAGAAGGGGAAGCAUUACAGAGGAGUGAGGCAGAGGCCGUGGGGGAAGUUCGCGGCGGAGAUAAGGGAUCCGGCGAAGAAUGGAGCUAGGGUUUGGUUGGGGACGUUUGAGACGGCGGAAGACGCAGCGUUUGCUUACGACAGAGCUGCUUUCAGGAUGCGUGGUUCCCGCGCUCUUUUGAAUUUUCCGUUGAGGGUUAACUCGGGAGAGCCCGACCCGGUUCGGGUUAAGUCAAAGAGAGGUUCUUCUUCUUCUUCUGAAAACGGAGCUUUGAAGAGGAGAAGAACGGUGGCUUCUGCUAACGUUGUGGGUCAAGAAACAGAUACGGGAUUGAUGAAGGUCAAGUGUGAGGUUGUUGAAGUGAGACAUGAUGACGAUCAUUUAUUUAUUAUAUAGUUUUUGGAGUUUCCUUUGUUCGAUAAUUUUUUCCCCAAAAAGGUCUGGACUCUGGACGAAACGCAGAGUGAGAAAGGAAAGUGUUAAGAAAAUAAUAUUCAUUUAUUAAUUUUAAACCUUCCAAUCAUUCCA